AUGCCUCCCACACCCCUCACCUACCGCCCUCAAACCCUCAAACAAGCUAAGAAAGCCUACCGCAAAUCUGGUGCGACAGUCCGUCUCUCUGAAAGCGAAAAAGCCAUGCUCGAGCGGCGCGCAGUGUUGCAAGAGCGCGCGGACAGGAUAAAAGAGAGAGAGGCAAGACGGAAGGCGAAUUUGAAGAGAAAAGAGGAGAGGGUGCAGAGGGAGAGGGAGGCGAGGCAUAGGAUGGGCAUACCAACCCCGCCGCCGAAGGAGGGAAUACAUGUGGGGCCGAGUCAGUCACAUCUGUCGGAGUUCAUGUAUGCGGGGGUGAAGAGGAAGGGUGAGAAUGAAGUGGAGGAGGAGGAGAAGGAAUUUGACAUACAAAAGCAGGGGGGGCUGGUGGUACAAGAGCAACAGGAGCGUGCAAUGGGGCCACCAAUGUCACGGCAACCUCUACAGACUUCCUGUGCGAAUGCAAGCCCCUUGUGGAUGAUACCGUCUCAGAUGGUGAAUGUGAAUUCCCCAGAAGUGCGAGAUUUCCUUCUACAGGAAAACCAACCACCACCGAAGAGGACGUCUCUGGCUCGUAAUCCACUACAGGCCAAGUCUGCGAAUCCAAUGAUACAGCAGAAGCCAUUGGCUGAAGACAAGCACAUUAGUGGAUUGCAGACCAAGGCUGCUUAUCUGCAAAGGCCCCAGGCAUCGCCAAUGGAUCAACCACCUCUGCGUCCACCUGCCCAGGCUACAAUCACAAAAUCGACUAGUUUCAAGAAGCCGCCCCUGAUCCCCCUCCCAUCCAAGCCCGAAGCUAUCCCAGAAAACUGCUUCGACGACUUCUUCGUCAGCAACACCCAAAUCCAACGCGAGCUCUCACCUCCGCCUACCCCGCCAGCCAGAACUACACUCGGCGCCGUCUCUAUCGCACGGCCCCCUACACCACCACCACGGGCCUUGGAGCCCGCCGCCGCAGACGAAGACGCUGCAGACCUACUCGCCUUCAUAUCGACGCAAGAUCUCGAUUUCUCCGGCGAGCUCACACAAAUCGGGCCACCAGCACCACAGGAAGAGCCUCACGACGAGACCGAAGCCGACGACGAAGACUUCCCAGACGACGAGCUCGAAGACAUUGUGCUAGAAUUCGAACUCGAAUCGUCCGUCAAAUCGUCAAACGCAACGACCCCGAACGACCAAGAGCCCAAACCGGAUCUCCUGACCCAAAGCGACGGCAGCGGCAGCCAUUACGACUCCGACGAUGCUGACGAUGCUGAAUUGCAAGCAGGCCUACAAUUGGUAUUCAGGGACUACGAGAAGGAAAGACAGUGUCAAGAAGCGCAGCGAGCCGCCGAGUGUGACGCAUUCGAUUUGUCUACACAGGAUUUGAGGGAAUUGGAAUCAUGA
This is a messenger RNA of Letharia lupina, 1386 nucleotides long. RefSeq lists its product as uncharacterized. The record is from RefSeq and is a predicted model, not a curated record. NCBI's taxonomy places the organism in Eukaryota, Fungi, Ascomycota, Lecanoromycetes, Lecanorales, Parmeliaceae. The coding region runs from base 1 to 1386 and encodes 461 amino acids. The transcript has a single exon.